This is a messenger RNA of Oncorhynchus kisutch (coho salmon), 2121 nucleotides long. RefSeq names its product STEAP family member 1B. Gene Ontology annotation, cellular component: plasma membrane; endosome. NCBI's taxonomy places the organism in Eukaryota, Metazoa, Chordata, Actinopteri, Salmoniformes, Salmonidae. The record is from RefSeq and is a predicted model, not a curated record. Bases 276 to 1340 code for a protein of 354 amino acids. The transcript is spliced from 6 exons.
UCCAAUCCGUGGACAGAAUUUGCCAGACCCCCUCCUUGGUCCUUUCACUAUAGAACGCUCAGUGCCCCACGUCCGCGUCAUUUUGAAGACACGUAGGUUGUGGAGCUUUUAAAUAGAUGUAGCCCGAGCCGCGAGCUCUGGACACUUCUCUUCAUAUUGUAAAUUAUCCCCGUGUCCUCCACGCAGCUUCCGUUUUCCCCCACAACUUUCAUCCCUUUGGACCCGUCCAUCGGCAGGAUAAAUAUUUGUAGAUGACCUAAACUUCCAUCUCUGAAAUGAUGGAGGAAAGACAAGCGGAUUCACAGAACACUGUGGUGGAGGACCAAGACACAUGGCAUGAGCUAGCUAUAACGGACCCAGUGGACAAACCACACCUGGUACACAAGGAAUCAGAGGACCAGGAGGCUCUGUUGUUGAACGGGGCUAAACAUCCUGAACAUCGCCCUCUGUUGGUCUCCUUCGCCCUGGAGGAGUUUGAGUUUCCCUCCAGUGUCUGUUUAGAAGAGAUGCCCCUCUUCCCCCAGUGGCACCUACCCCUCAAACUGAUGGCCAUCUUGAUGGCGCUGACCUUCCUGUACACUUUUACAAGGGAUGUGCUACAGCCCUUUGUAUCUCAGAGCAGGAGUGACUUCUAUAAGAUCCCUAUACUGGUGAUGAAUAAGACCCUGCCAUGGACGGCCAUAUCUCUGCUUGCUCUGGUCUAUCUGCCUGGGUUACUGGCUGCCCUGCUACAGCUGCACAGAGGUACCAAGUACAGCAGUUUCCCAGGCUGGUUGGAGAGGUGGAUGUCUAUGAGGAAACAGCUGGGCCUGCUAGCUUUCUUCCUAGCAGCACUCCAUGCUAUCUACAGCCUCUGUUACCCUAUGAGACGCUCCUACAGAUACAAGCUGCUCAACUGGGCUUACCAACAGGUCCAGCAGAAUCAGGAGGACUCAUGGGUAGCAGAUGACGUGUGGCGUAUGGAGAUCUAUGUCUCCCUGGGUAUCAUGGGUUUGGGUCUCCUGGCUUUAUUAGCCAUCUCCUCCCUUCCCUCCAUUUCUGAUGCCCUCAACUGGAGAGAGUUCACCUGGAUGCAGAGGAGUCUGGGAUAUGCUGCCCUGGUCCUGUGUACAGCCCAUGCUCUGGUCUAUGGCUGGAGGAAGUGGGUGGAGCCUAAGCACUACGUGUGGUACACCCCUCCAUCCUUUAUCCUGGCCUCGCUCCUCCCAGCCACCGUCCUAUUGGUCAAGGCUGUGCUGCUGCUGCCUUGCCUGGACCGGCGACUGGGGCAGAUUCGUCGAGGCUGGGAGAGUCCCCGCCCCCCAAGGGGAAGGGGAGUGACUGAAAAAGACUCGCUCUGAAAGAUGAUGCGUCAAAACCUGGGAUGCAGCAGUGACGAUUGAUAAAUUGUUUCAAUUUUGGGAUAAGACUGGAAGCUUGGUCUCUGGACCUCAAGGAGAAUCGGUGCUGGUUGAUGGGCAACAUAAAGUGGCCACUGCACAGUUCCACUCUUCUGCUUAUUAUACAGAUAUCUGAGGUGACAUACUCUGUAGUCUACACACAGUGUGCUUACUGAAUUGAUGUCCUGAGAACAUAGCCUGGUUAAGCAGACUGACCGCUGUGCUCAUGUUUUGUUUAAUUGAGAUAUUGCAAGAUCAGACUGGUUUCACAAGGCUACUGAGGAAGAUCAGUUGAAGGUAAAAGUAAAACGAAUGACCAUCUUGUGGCAUGUUUGCACCCAGUCAGGGAAACAUGGAGAAACCAAAGCCUGCUCCUCUUAGACAUAUAUUCUAUAAGUAAGUAGUUAGUGCAUAUUAAUGGUAUUUAAUGUCAGACUAGACAAUGGCUGUAGACGAUGUUAAAUGUAGUGCACUAUAUAGGAAAUAGGGUGCUGUUUAGGAAGCAGCCAUUGAGAGCAUCAUCAUAAUUCCGAUUUAAGUAGGCCCAUUAUAAUUUGUAUGAAUGAUUUUGAAGCUUACUUUGUGCUUGUUGUCAACUGUAUUUUCUCUGGCGCUAGAAUAUCCAUUAGAAUAUGUUGUAUCAAGACCGCAGCAAAAAGUGCUGAAAUAUCCCAAAAUGCAGUUGAAGGUAGAGGAACUACCCUCAGUUUCAGUCUGAAAUAAAGAUUUGAACAUGAUGAGA